AUGAAUAACAAAAUUCACGGCGUGAUCCCUGAAUAUUUUGUCGGCCUCCCGUUGAUAAGUCUUGAGCUGGAUUCGAACAAUUUCACGGGCACUAUACCCGUCCGCCUUUGGAGCUCAUCCACAUUGAUCGAGUUUUCUGCUUCAGAUAAUCAACUAGAAGGUUCUCUUCCUGCCGAGAUUGGCAAUGCCAUGUCUUUACAGGUUGUUGUUCUUUCUAACAACUACAUAACUGGAAAAAUUCCGGACCAGAUUGGGAAAUUGCAGUCUCUCAGCGUGUUGAAUCUGAACAGUAAUUAUCUAGAAGGCAAUAUUCCGGCUGCCAUUGGGAAUUGCACAGAACUCGGGUCACUCGAUUUGGGCAGUAACUGGCUCAAUGGCUCGAUCCCGGAAGAAAUUGUCGGUUUGCCCCAGCUGCUGUGCCUCAUUCUUUCCCACAAUAACCUAUCGGGACACAUACCUUGGAAAAACUCAAAGUACUUUCAGCAGGACUCGGUUAUUCCUGCCUCGAGCUUUCUUCAGCACAUUGGAGUUUACGAUCUCUCGUUCAACCAGUUGACCGGCUCGAUCCCUGAGGUGUUGGGUGAUUGUUCAGUCUUGACGUAUAUUUUACUCAACGGAAAUUCACUCUCUGGGGAGAUACCAGGCUCGUUAUCCCGGCUGUCUAAUCUCACGACAUUAGAUUUGACCGGAAACUUAUUUUCCGGCAACAUUCCUUUUGAAAUUGGUGAUGCAGUUAAGUUACAGGGGUUGUACCUUGGGGAUAACCGGUUUACUGAUUUGACCGGAAACUUAUUUUCCGGCAACAUUCCUUUUGAAAUUGGUGAUGCAGUUAAGUUACAGGGGUUGUACCUUGGGGAUAACCGGUUUACUGGUCAAAUACCAGAGACUCUCGGCAAGUUAAAUGGGUUGGUGAAACUUAAUCUGUCGUCUAAUAUGUUAUCCGGGCCGGUCCCAAUCGGUCUGAGCAAAUUAUACGGGCUUACCCAUUUGGACCUGAGUUCAAACAUGCUCACCGCCGAGCUUCCGGUUGAAUUAUUAAGAAUGGUUAAUCUUGUCGGGCUAUAUGCUCAGCAUAAUCGCCUAUCUGGCCAUAUUGACCGCCUGUUCGGAAAAUUGGACUCGUGGAGACUUCAGAUCGCGAACCUCAGCUGCAAUUCUUUCACUGGCACCCUACCGAGCUCAUUGGGGAACAUGUCAUACUUAACUGUCUUGGAUCUCCACAGAAACAGUUUUACCGGUCUAAUUCAGUACCUUGAUAUAUCCGAAAACUCGUUCGAUGGACAAAUCCCGCCCGAGUUAUGUGCCCCGACGAGCCUUUAUUAUCUCAACCUGGCGGAGAACGAGCUGAACGGCCCGGUCCCAAGAAACGGCCUUUGCCUGAAAAUUAACAAGUCAUCCCUCGCCAGUAACAAGAAUCUUUGCGGCCGUGUUUUGGACGUAAAAUGCUCGCCGAAUAAUUUUCGAGCCCAAAAAAAGCUACCUUUGACGAACAUCUGGGGACUCGUGUCGGUCUCGAUCGGGACUAUUCUGAUAAUCCUCACCGUAAUUAUCGUUCUACGCAUCUGGCUGGCCCGAUGUGGACGUGACGGCAAAAGGCCCAAUAACAUAUUAUCCGAAAGCAGCAAACCCAACAGUUCGGAUCAGAAUCUCUACCUGUUGACCGGCAUCAGCAGCCGGUCAAAGGAGCCCUUGAGCAUAAACAUAGCCAUGUUCCAACAGCCCCUUUUAAAACUCACCCCUGCCGAAAUACUCGAGUCCACGAACAACUUUUGCAAGGCCAACAUUAUCGGGGACGGAGGUUUCGGGACAGUGUACAAAGCCACAUUACCCGACGGGCGAACUGUAGCCGUGAAGAAGCUGAGCCAGGCCAAGGCUCAGGGCCCGCGCGAGUUCCUAGCCGAGAUGGAGACUCUCGGCAAGGUCAAGCAUCGAAACCUCGUAUCCCUCCUCGGCUACUGCUCGUACGCAAAUGAAAAAGUGCUCGUUAACGAGUACAUGCCCAACGACAGUCUCGACAGCUGGCUCCGGAACCGGGCUGGUGGGCCCGUGGCACUUGAUUGGGCUCGCCGUUUUUGGAUUAUAGUGGGGUCCGCUCGGGGACUCGCAUUCCUCCACCACGGGUUCAUACCCCACAUCAUACACUGA
This is a messenger RNA of Striga hermonthica, 2145 nucleotides long. The record is from the annotation of a GenBank genome assembly. Lineage: Eukaryota; Viridiplantae; Streptophyta; Magnoliopsida; Lamiales; Orobanchaceae.